This is a messenger RNA of Ostrea edulis (European flat oyster), 1037 nucleotides long. RefSeq names its product adipocyte plasma membrane-associated protein Hemomucin-like. The record is from RefSeq and is a predicted model, not a curated record. The transcript is spliced from 4 exons. NCBI's taxonomy places the organism in Eukaryota, Metazoa, Mollusca, Bivalvia, Ostreida, Ostreidae. The coding region runs from base 21 to 890 and encodes 289 amino acids.
CUGCAGGGCGUUACGAUUUAAUGGAGACAGUCCUCAACUACAUUAAAGAUGUCCUUAUUCCAUAUUAUAAGGAAAUUAUAAACCCCAGCAUCAGGGAUGUUGCAGAUACACCAACAUCUAAUUUGAUGAAGACUCUUUUGAACAUCUGCACAUCACAGCAAGGGAAUGGUGUUACCACCAUCGUUAAUUCGACACUUGCUGUCAAGAGUGACAGCAUUAAAGACCCCAGCCUUCGUAAGGAAAUUCAGGCUCUGGGAGGCAAACUGAAUCAUUCGGUUCGACUAAAUGGAAAACCGAAAAAAUGUGUCACCAUUCCAAAGACUUCCAUGACCGAAGAGCAAUGGAAGUCAGUGGCAUCGGCUAUGUUAAAAGCAGCUGUACCACCUCCAACUACAACUGACCGGGCAGCUGUACCUCCUCCAACUACAACUGACCGGGCAGCUGUACCUCCUCCAACUAUAACUGACCGGGCAGCUGUACCUCCUCCAACUACAACUGACGAGGCAGCUGUACCUCCUCCAACUACAACUGACCGGGCAGACAGGGCAGCUGUACCUCCUCCAACUACAACUGACCGGGCAGCUGUACCUCCUCCAACUACAACUGACGAGGCAGCUGUACCUCCUCCAACUACAACUGACGAGGCAGCUUUACCUGCCCAGGCAACACAUAGAACUGUCCCGCAGUUGCCUUUUCCUAUUCAGAAGUUACAGAAAAAGACAAUCACCACAUGCUUUAAAUGCAAGAAAGUUGGCUCGAAGUUUUUACACUGGGUUGCAUGUGAUGGCUGUCGAAAAUGGUACCACCGAAAAUGCACCACCUUAUCCUGCAAGGACUAUCUAAAGUUAACGGAGGAUUCUGUAUGGAAUUGUGACAUUUGCAUUGUGUAGGAUAACUGUAGUGUUUACAUGUAUUAAAGCUGAAAUGAAUUAAUAAAUAUAGUAUAAUUCUAUAUGUCCGCCAUAUUUCUCUGCUAAUCCGCCAUAUUAGUUGGUAGGAAUGGUUAAAAAUCAAUUACCAUUCAGGUACAAAGAAAA